GAUACUCCAAACACCCACCUGCCCCGGCUCUGUCACGUCUCCCGUUAACCAGCCGGUUCACCGCUAUAUCCGACGGAAAUAGUCGCAGCGUUCAAAACUAUAGGGCGGGGCUUGCUCCGAUUCACUUUCCAAUCAGAAUAACGAUAGGGGUAACCACGGCAACGAUUGGGACAGGCGGAGACUGGAGUCACACGGGUUCCACUAUUCGGCGGCCAACAUGGGGGUGUGUGGCUCUGGCCUGUUUCCAUAGUAACGACGCAACUGCACACUGGUCGUGGUCUAGGGGCCUUGCGGAAGAGCACCGCGGCGAUAUUCCGGGAGCAUGGCAUUCGCGGCACCGAAGAACGCCGAUGGAGCAAAACUGCAAACCAAAAUGAGCACCUGGACCCCCCUAAACCACCAGCUCAUGAACGACAAGGUGUUUGACGAGAGGAGGGCGCUGCUCGGAAAAUGGUUUGACAAGUGGUCGGAUGUCCAGAGGCGGCGAAUCCUGUGCGAGCUCCUCGAAAGAUGUACGGUGUCGCAGCUGAAGUUCUGCAGCCAUCACCUGCAAGGAAAAGCCCCGAGGGAGGCCGCGGAUUUCACCGCCGUGCUGCCGAGAGUCCUGUCUCUGUACAUAUUUUCUUUCCUGGACCCCCGGAGCCUCUGCCGCUGUGCACAGGUGAGCUGGCACUGGAAGAGUCUAACGGAACUGGAUCAGCUUUGGAUGCCCAAGUGCCUGCGUUUCGGGUGGUACAUCAACUUUUCCCCCACCCCGUUUGAACAAAGCAUUUGGAAGAGGCAGUAUAUCGAGAUGGUUAAGGAACUUCAUGUCACCAGACCGAGGACUCCGCCGAAAGACGAUUUUGUGGUCAUUGACGUUCAGCCGAUAGCCAAAGAAUCAGUGGGUAUGAAGCUGUCCUCUCCCUCCGCUCAGCAGCCCGCGGCUGGCAAAUCACAGAGCAAAGGCAGAAAGGAUCUCCCGCCGUGGCGAUCGUCCGACAAACACCCGACCGACACCAUAAGAUUCAACUACCUCGAUAACUACGACCCCGCGGAGCAGUCUCGGCAGGCGCGAAAGCCAAGCGUCCGGACGCCGCGUCCCAAUCAGCCGGGGUCGGAGAAAAAGAAGAGACCUUCAUCGGCUUCUUACAAGUUACGGAAAGCGAAGUCACUGAUGUCCCUGUCGGCCGAUUUCGGUAACAUCGCCAACUCUCCAUCCAGGCCCAGCUGGGCAGCUCACCAGUCUGCCGAGUACCCAGCGACCAAAGCUACAGCCAAGAGCUUGGCGCAGAGCACCCAGUGGAAUGCUGGGAUACGUCCUGCGCCCGUCCGAGCAGCGAUACCCAAAAUAUCUGAGAGGGGCAGGAAGGCAUGCGCGAGGACCUCCCGGAGCUCUCCAACCGUUUCUCUGUUUGAGAGCCAGCCGUGGGAAUUGCCGCCAUCGAACCAGGGAUCGGACGAGGAAUAGGAACAUGCGCGAGCGGCGCCUGCUGCUCCUGGU
Messenger RNA from Spea bombifrons (plains spadefoot toad), 1483 nucleotides. It is a transcript of the gene FBXO16, whose product is annotated as F-box protein 16. The coding region runs from base 323 to 1450 and encodes 375 amino acids. The record is from RefSeq and is a predicted model, not a curated record. Lineage: Eukaryota; Metazoa; Chordata; Amphibia; Anura; Pelobatidae. The transcript is spliced from 9 exons. Gene Ontology annotation, molecular function: protein binding.